CAUGGCGGCGCUGAGCUGAGGUAGCGACCCGACUGGACUGACACGGAUAGCCUGGCUUUUCGUUAGCUUUCCUUGUCACCUGCUCACUCGCAGGGCCGGGCCGAAAAUGACGGCCUGAGAGAGAAGCGGUAACAGGGACCGAGAGAUGCAGCAGCAGCAGCAGCCACAGCAGCACAACUCACAGUCGAAGGCAGAAAACAGUAAAACCAAGAGCAUGUUUCUGUCCCGGGCGCUGGAGAAAAUCCUCUCGGAUAAGGAGGUGAAGAGGAGCCAGAACAGCCAGCUGCGCAAAGCCUGUCAGGUGGCGCUCGAUGAAAUCAAGGCAGAGCUUGAAAAACAAAAGGAUGGCACAGUGGUUCCACCUAGAGCCAACUACAUCGAGGCUGACAAAUAUGUGCUGCCCUUCGAGUUGGCCUGUCAGUCAAAGUCCCCCCGGAUAGUUAGCACCUCUUUGGACUGUCUGCAGAAGCUGAUCGCGUACGGCCACAUCACAGGCAACGCCCCGGACAGCAGGACCCCGGGCAAGAGGCUGAUCGAUCGGCUGAUGGAAACCGUCUGCAACUGCUUUCAGGGCCCGCAGACGGACGAGGGAGUCCAGCUACAGAUCAUCAAGGCCCUGCUGACGGCGGUGACCUCCCCCCACAUCGAGAUUCACGAGGGCACGGUGCUGCUUACCGUGCGAACCUGCUAUAACAUCUACCUGGCGAGCCGCAACCUCAUCAACCAGACUACCGCCAAGGCAACGCUCACACAGAUGCUCAACGUUAUCUUCACACGCAUGGAGAACCAGGCUGCUCUGGAGGCCCAGGAGCAGGAGAAGGACCGGCUCCGUCUGCCCCAGCAGAACCCGUCGCCAGUCCCAGGCAAUCGGCGGUCCGGCUCACCCCGGUCUGACCAGACACCGACUCCAGAACCCCAGAGCUCCCCAUCCCCAGCAGCCAGUUCUCCAGACCUCACCAACACAACCAGCUCCACGCCCCCACCGCCAGCCCCCGACCCGGACCAGGACCAAGACACACCAUCCAUCAAUGGAGAACCCGAGGGCGGAAACGCUCCGAUGAAUGGAGGAGCAGAACAGAUCACACCAUCAAGAGACUCAGUUUUUGAAGAUGGUGUGGAGACGCCUCCUGCAGCAGCUGAGCGAGCUGAAGAAGCGGACAAAGCAGAGAGCGAGCCAAAUCCAGCAGCGACUGAAGGAGAGCAACAAGGAACAGGAGGUGAGCAGCACCCUGCUGAGGAGCAGACAGAAGUGGCCCCCCCCAGGGUCAGGACAGAGGGUCAGCAGAUGAACGGCAUCAUUGAGGACCGCUCCUCUGUUUCCUCCACAGAUAUGCUGGAUGCUGAGGCGCUGCAGGGACCCCACAGUGCUGCCCGGUUCUCUCACAUCCUGCAGAAAGACGCCUUUCUGGUGUUCCGCUCUCUGUGCAAACUCUCCAUGAAGCCCCUCGCUGACGGACCUCCAGACCCAAAGUCCCAUGAGCUGCGGUCCAAGAUCGUGUCCCUGCAGCUGUUGCUCUCCGUGCUGCAGGGCGCCGGGCCCGUGUUCCGCACCCACGAGAUGUUCGUCAACGCCAUCAAACAGUACCUGUGCGUGGCGCUGUCCAAAAAUGGCGUUUCCUCUGUGCCUGAGGUCUUCGAGCUCUCGCUGGCUAUCUUCCUCACCCUGCUGUCACACUUCAAGGUCCACCUGAAGAUGCAGAUUGAGGUGUUUUUCCGGGAGAUUUUUCUGACCAUCUUGGAGACAUCGACUAGCUCCUUCGAGCACAAGUGGAUGGUCAUCCAGACACUAACACGCAUCUGUGCAGAUGCCCAGUGCGUGGUUGACAUUUAUGUGAACUACGACUGCGACUUGAACGCAGCCAACAUCUUUGAGCGUCUUGUCAACGACCUGUCGAAGAUCGCCCAGGGAAGGAGCGGGCAGGAGCUCGGGAUGACUCCUCUGCAGGAGCUGAGCCUGCGGAAGAAAGGUUUGGAGUGUCUGGUGUCCAUCCUGAAAUGUAUGGUGGAGUGGAGCAAAGACAUGUACGUCAACCCAAACCUUCAAGCUAACCUGGGCCAGGAGCAUCCGUCUGACAGUGAGGGAGGAGAGCUGAAGCUCCCCGAGCCACUGGCAGGACGUCGAGACAGCAUCAGCUCUCUAGACUCCACCGUGUCCUCCAGCAUCACCGCCUCCCAGGCGGACCACCCUGAGCAGUAUGAGGUCAUCAAACAGCAAAAGGACAUCAUCGAGCACGGCAUCGAACUUUUCAACAAGAAGCCGAAGCGAGGUGUGCAGUACCUGCAGGACCAGGGCAUGCUGGGUUCCACAGCAGAGGACAUUGCCCAGUUCCUCCACCAGGAGGACAGACUGGACACUACCCAGGUGGGAGAGUUUCUGGGCGAGAACAUUAAGUUCAACAAAGAGGUGAUGUACUGCUAUGUGGACCAGCUGGACUUCUGCGGGCGGGACUUUGUUUCUGCGCUCAGAGCAUUCCUGGAAGGCUUCAGGCUGCCCGGUGAAGCCCAAAAGAUCGACAGGCUGAUGGAGAAGUUCGCUGCUCGAUAUUUGGAGUGCAACCAGGGGCAGACUCUGUUUGCCAGCGCAGACACGGCCUACGUGCUGGCAUACUCCAUCAUCAUGCUCACCACUGACCUGCACAGUCCUCAGGUGAAAAACAAGAUGACAAAGGAGCAGUACAUCAAGAUGAAUCGUGGCAUUAAUGACAGCAAGGACCUGCCUGAGGAAUAUCUAUCCUCCAUAUACGAUGAAAUCGCAGGCAAGAAGAUCGCCAUGAAGGAGAGCAAAGAGUUCUCAAUCACCCCGAAGUCAACCAAGCAGAGUGUAGCCAGUGAGAAGCAGCGGCGUCUACUGUACAACAUGGAGAUGGAGCAGAUGGCAAAGACCGCCAAAGCUCUGAUGGAGGCAGUGAGCCACGCUCAGGCCCCCUUCUUCAGCGCCACACACCUGGAACAUGUCAGACCCAUGUUCAAGCUGGCGUGGACCCCCCUGCUGGCAGCGUUCAGCGUGGGACUGCAGGACUGUGAUGACCCAGAGGUGGCGUCAUUGUGUCUGGAGGGCAUUCGAUGCGCCAUCAGGAUCGCCUGCAUCUUCAACAUGCAGUUGGAGCGGGAUGCGUACGUCCAGGCUUUGGCCAGGUUCACCCUGCUGACGGCCAGUUCUAGCAUCACCGAGAUGAAGCAGAAGAACAUCGACACCAUCAAGACCCUGAUCACUGUGGCCCACACUGACGGAAACUACCUGGGCAACUCCUGGCAUGAGAUCUUGAGGUGUAUCAGUCAGCUGGAGCUCGCACAGUUGAUCGGCACAGGGGUGAAGACACGCUACAUCUCAGGGGUGGUCCGGGACAGCCAGGUCGGCAUCAAGGGCUUACCAUCCGGCACAGAGGAGUUCAUGCCCCUGGGGCUCGGUAACCUGGUGGGAAGUCAGGACAAGAGACAGAUGGCUCACAUCCAGGAGUCAGUGGGAGAGACCAGCUCUCAGAGUGUGGUGGUAGCUGUGGACAGGAUCUUCACUGGUUCCACCAGAUUAGAUGGAAAUGCAAUUGUGGACUUUGUGCGGUGGCUGUGCGCGGUGUCCAUGGACGAGCUGGCCUCAGCGCACCAGCCGAGGAUGUUCAGUUUGCAAAAGAUCGUGGAAAUCUCGUACUAUAACAUGAACCGCAUCAGGCUGCAGUGGUCUCGAAUCUGGCAGGUCAUAGGAGACCACUUCAACAAGGUGGGCUGUAACCCCAAUGAGGAUGUCGCCAUCUUUGCUGUGGACUCGCUGAGGCAGCUCUCCAUGAAGUUCCUGGAGAAAGGAGAGCUGGCUAACUUCCGCUUCCAGAAAGACUUCCUCAGGCCUUUUGAGCACAUCAUGAAGAAGAACAGGUCCCCCACCAUCAGAGACAUGGUGAUCAGGUGUGUGGCUCAGAUGGUGAACUCCCAGGCAUCCAACAUUCGUUCAGGUUGGAAGAACAUCUUCUCAGUGUUUCACCAGGCAGCCUCGGACCACGAUGAGACCAUCGUGGAGCUGGCCUUCCAGACCACUGGGCACAUUGUCAUGAACACCUUCCAGCAGCACUUUGCAGCGGCCAUUGACUCGUUCCAGGAUGCGGUGAAGUGUCUGUCAGAGUUUGUGUGCAACGCAGCUUUCCCCGACACCAGCAUGGAGGCCAUCAGACUCAUACGACACUGCGCUAAAUACGUCUCAGAGAGGCCACAGGCUCUGCGGGAAUACACCAGUGAUGACAUGAAUGUUGCCCCUGGUGACCGGGUGUGGGUCCGCGGCUGGUUCCCCAUUCUCUUUGAGCUCUCCUGUAUCAUCAACCGCUGCAAGCUGGACGUCCGGACCAGAGGUCUCACAGUCAUGUUUGAGAUCAUGAAGAGCUACGGUCACACCUUCGAGAAGCACUGGUGGCACGACCUCUUCAGAAUCGUCUUCCGCAUCUUUGACAACAUGAAGCUCCCCGAGCAACAGACAGAGAAAACUGAGUGGAUGACGACAACAUGUAACCACGCUCUGUACGCCAUCUGUGACGUGUUCACCCAGUUUUAUGAGCCUCUGAGUGAAAUCCUGCUGGCUGACAUCUUCACACAGCUGCAGUGGUGCGUCAGGCAAGACAACGAGCAGCUGGCUCGGUCAGGGACAAACUGUCUGGAGAACCUGGUGAUUCUGAACGGGGAGAAGUUCAGCCCCGAGGUGUGGAACAUCACCUGCUCCUGUAUGCUGGAGAUCUUCCAAAACACCAGCCCUCACGCUUUGUUGACAUGGCGACCGGCUGGACAGGAAGAGGAGACCACAGAUGGCAAGCAUUUGGAAGCUGAUUUUGACAGCUUAUCCCAGAGCAGCUACGACAGAGCUCUGUCUGAGAGAGGACACAGCCAGAUGUCCAGCGACGACACCUGGAAGAGCAAGUCCAAUGCAGGAGUUUCAGACCAGAAGCUGUUUGCUGGGCUGCUGAUUAAAUGCGUAGUCCAGCUUGAACUCAUCCAGACCAUAGACAACAUCGUCUUUUACCCAGCAACCAGCAAGAAGGAGGAUGCUGAGAACAUGGCUGCUGCACAGAGAGAUGCUCUGGAGGAGUCGGAGGCUGAGGGAGGGGAGGCGGGCUCAGAUCAGGGCAUGUACAGACACAUGACCUCUGCACACCUCUUCAAGCUGCUCGACUGUCUGCUGGAGUCGCACACCUUUGCCAAGGACUUCAACUCCAACAACGAACAGAGGACAGCACUCUGGAGGGCAGGCUUUAAAGGGAAAUCGAAGCCCAACUUGUUGAAGCAGGAGACCAGCAGUCUCGCCUGCAGCCUGAGGAUUUUGUUCAGGAUGUAUUCUGACCUUCAGCUGCAGGACUCGUGGCCCGACAUUCAGACACGCCUGCUGCUGGUGUGCAGUGAAGCUCUGGCCUACUUCAUCAGUCUGACCUCAGAGAGCCACAGAGAGGCUUGGAACAGCCUGCUGAUGCUGCUGCUGACCAGGACGCUACGGCUGCCCGAUGACAAGUUUAAGCCGCACGCCUCCUGCUACUACCCCCACCUGUGUGAAAUGAUGCAGUUUGACCUGAUCCCCGAGCUGCGGGCCGUCCUCAGGCGCUUUUUCCUGCGCAUCGGCUUCGUCUUCCACAUCGCUGCACCAGAGAUGGCGUCUGUCCGAACUCCCACAUCCUAGAGUGAAAAGGUGCAAGGUCAGGGGGAGGGGACGAAUGGAGAAAUGGAGAAGACAUUGAUGAGUAGAUUGCAGAUGGACGAAUAAGAGACGUUCCGCCUCUUUUGGACUGGAUGACAAAGACUGUAGCUUUUCUGUCUCAGUUCAGGAGUCUGCAUUAAAGUGUUCUGCUUUUCUACUCAGCUCGUAGAAAAGUCUUCACCCUGUCCUUUUUCCCGUCUCUUCUCUCGGGGAUGAACAGCACUGUGACCAGCACUCUCUGCUGACUGUUGUCCUUCAUCGUCCCCCCUGACUCUCAUCUCAAACUGUAAUGACAAGAAAAGAACUGUAAACAAAUAAUUUAUUGAUAUUGUACCUGAUUUUGAUGGGUUUGUUUUUUUUUUUUUUAAAUACUUUAAAAAAAAAAAGAAAGUCUAUGCUGAAAGCAAAUGAACGAAACCAUUGAAUUGGAAGACGUUUGCCCUUUGCGAAAAUCUCUUUCGGCCACCUGUGCCUGAUAGGAAAUGAUGACACCCAUCAGUGUCGCCCAUAUGGUGAGUUUGGUGAUCUACUUAAAAUAAUUUGUAAUAUCUCAUGUUUAGACACCCAUCGCAAAGCAUCAUUUGUCACUUUAUUGUUUUUGUUUCCUCUUUUGUGUGUGUUGUUCGGUAGCAGGCUUAAAAAAAAAAAAAAAAAGACAAACUCAGCUGCGGGUGAAAAUCAACACUAUCAGUGACCUAAUGUUUGUGACGCACCGUUCUGUCAUCUUUAUAAUUCCUUGCCUGUCAAAGAGAUUUUACUUAUUUAUUUUUGCUCACUUGCUUUAAUUUGUUUUAUGAUUGUUUUUUCAGGAUAAUCGCUGGUUUACAAUGAAAGUUUGGUUGAAAGACAUGUUAUGUCCUUCUGUCAUGCAUUCCUUUGUGUGUGUGUUGACCCAGUAAGCCUUACAACUGAAGGACUUAUAGGAGUCAACUCCUCAUGGCUUUAAAGUCACAACUGGCUCAUAAAACCCUCCGCUAAUCCAUCAGCUGGCCCUACAAGGUGACGGAGUCGCUGUCUAUUUCCCACUCUAUUUUGCCUACCUGUUGCAGAGAGUUUUCUCACGUAUUAACACCACGCAGCAGGUCAACGUGGAUGUUUGGAACGCCCAUCAGUGUUGUGUCGCAUUCAGCAGUUCAACCACAGAAAAGGUUCAGGAACGGAAACCAAAACUGGCAUCUACAGAGGCACUGGAGUCUCUGCAUCCUGGAUCCAUCCUGGUUUAUUCCAUGCCUUUUUUUUUUUUUUUAAAAAAAAAAGAAGGAUGUAUGUAAUUAUUUAAAGUGCAUUUAAAUAUUUUUUGAGAAGCAUUCCUUCCCUUGCAACUAUGGAUGUCUACUUUUCUUCCCUAAAGCUAGGGAAUAUAUAAAUAUAUAUAUAUAUACACAGAAAAAGAGAAAACGCAGACUGUAAAGUUUUCAAUGUAAGAUACAUAGAAAUGAAAGUGCUAUAUGGUUCUAUACAUAAUAUUGUGAUGUAAUCUUCCAAACAUUUGGUGAAGUAAUCAAUAAACCCAAAUUCUGAUCCAC
This is a messenger RNA of Plectropomus leopardus (leopard coralgrouper), 7188 nucleotides long. The record is from RefSeq and is a predicted model, not a curated record. Lineage: Eukaryota; Metazoa; Chordata; Actinopteri; Perciformes; Serranidae.